Messenger RNA from Rhinolophus ferrumequinum (greater horseshoe bat), 909 nucleotides. RefSeq lists its product as uncharacterized. The transcript has 5 exons. The coding region runs from base 436 to 861 and encodes 141 amino acids. Lineage: Eukaryota; Metazoa; Chordata; Mammalia; Chiroptera; Rhinolophidae. The record is from RefSeq and is a predicted model, not a curated record.
UCUCCCGCAGCUUGCUUUACCCACCCGUUGGCGCUCGCUGGCCGACGCCUGCGGGCGUCGCUUUUUUGAUUUUCAUGUUAUCUUACUUUUUUGUUUUGCUUUUAUAGCGGUAAAAUUGAGAUUCAAUAUAGUGCACAGAUUUGAAGUGUACAAUUCUGAGUUUUGAAAACUGCAUGGAGUGGAACCACUUGCCCCAGGUUGUGUGCGCCCUAAGCUAUAAUUCUCUGCACAGUCACAUGCCGCUUAACAAUGGGCAAUAUCUUUGGCUACAAAGAAUGGUAUUCAUCGGAAACACCAAACAAUGUCAAUGAAUGUAAAUCAUCAAAUUGGGGAUUUACUCCUUCAAAAUCAUCACUCAACAGUACUAAAAUUAAAAUAUCUGCUAAGAUUCAAAUGAAGUAGAAUUACCAGCAAUUCCACAUCUAUUCAAGAAAAAUGAACACACAGGUCCACACAAAAACUUGCGGGCUAGGCCCCGGAUCACGUGAGCCUGCCCCCAGCUCCGGGCGGAAGAGGCCGGCCAUGUCGGUGGGAAACGCUCCUGGAGGCGAGUGGGCGGGCGUUUGUGCCCGGCUGAAAGAUGGCCGUCGUCGCCGCCACCGCCACCGCCGCCGCCGCCGCCGCCCGGCAGCCGCCGCCCGGGAGGUUACUCUAGGGCCUGCAGGUUCUGCCCGUGCCCGCGGACUGCCGUCGCCUCCUUACCAUGAAGCCAGUGAGUCGCCGCACCCUGGACUGGAUUUAUUCAAUGUUGCUCCUUGCGAUAGUAUUACUCUCCUGGGGAUACGUCCUCUAUGCAUCAACAGUAGCCGCUCGACGACAGCUAAGGAAGGCGUACCCAGACAAAAUCUUCGGAAUGAAUGAAAAUUUGUAAUUCCUCUAGAUUUUAUUCUACGCAAAUACUUCUCUGGC